ACUCCAGCUCCGAACCACCAUAUCCCACUAGAACAAGACCUGUUCCUCUUCCUCUUUCUCAUCCACCACCACGGUAUCGCCGGGCCACCGGAACUGACAGAACCAUGCCACCUCACGAGCCCGAACGCGGCGGAGGCGAUCCAAAUGAGCCUGCAGUCAACACGACCGUCGUCGCAUGUCCAACCCCUCAUUCAAAUCCUCGUCAUCUCCCGCAUGCCGGCGUGGUGUUCCCCGUCAUCCUUAAGUUUGAGGAGGUGGUGUACAAGGUCAAGGUGGGUCGCCACAGCAGCAAAGGUCCAGGGCUGUGCUGUUGCUGCGGCAGAGGCGGCGGCGGCGGCGGAGGUGGCCCGGCGGAGAAGAUGAUAUUGAACGGCAUCACGGGGGUGGUGUGCCCGGGGGAGAUCCUCGCCAUGCUGGGACCCUCUGGCAGCGGCAAGACCACGCUGCUCACCGCCUUCGGGGGCCGCCGCCUCUCCGGCAAGCUCUCCGGCAAGAUCACCUACAACGGUCUCCCCUUCUCCGGCCCCAUGAAGCGCCGCACCGGCUUCGUGGCUCAGGACGACGUGCUGUACCCGCACCUCACCGUGGCCGAGACGCUGGCCUUCACGGCUCUGCUCCGCCUCCCCCGCUCGCUGGACCGGGCGGAGAAAGUCCGCCAGGCCCACCAGGUCAUGUCCGAGCUGGGCCUGGCCCGGGUGGCCCACACCAUGAUCGGCGGGCCCCUCGUCCGGGGCGUCUCCGGCGGCGAGCGCCGGCGGGUCAGCAUCGGCCAGGAGAUGCUCAUCAACCCGAGCCUGUUGCUUCUCGACGAGCCGACAUCAGGGCUCGACUCGACGACGGCGGCGAGGAUCGUGACGACGCUGAAGCGGCUAGCGACGGAGGGCGGGAGGACGGUGGUGACGACGAUCCAUCAGCCAUCAAGCCGGCUGUACCACAUGUUCGACAAGGUGGUGGUGCUGUCGGCGGAGGGAAGCCCAAUUUACUACGGCCGCGCCGCGGCGGCGCUGGAGUACUUCGUCUCCAUCGGCUUCUCGUCGCCGCUCACCCUCAACCCCGCCGACCUCCUCCUCGACCUCGCCAACGGGAUUGCACCACCUGAUUCCCAGCAAGCGAUUGAGGGUGGAGAAGCUCUUGGUAGCAUGGAACGGGAGCCGAAGGCCGUGAGGGAGGAGCUCAUCUCCGCCUACGACCGCAACAUCGCCACCCGAUUGAAAGCUGAGCUCUAUAGUGUGGAUCCAACCAACUACGGCUACACCAGAGAUGCAGCCACUGCUGCCAAGAGGGAGCAAUGGUGCACAAGUUGGUGCGAGCAGUUCAGGGUGCUGCUGAGGAGGGGGCUCAGGGAGAGAAGGUUCGAGGCCUUCAACAAGCUAAGGAUCUUCCAGGUCCUGAGUGUGGCCACCCUCGGAGGGCUCCUUUGGUGGCACACCCCACCAUCACAUAUCCAGGAUAAGACGGCACUGCUCUUCUUCUUCUCGGUGUUUUGGGGCUUCUUCCCCCUCUACAAUGCUGUGUUCACCUUUCCCCAAGAGCGGCCCAUACUGAUCAAGGAGCGGUCCUCCGGCAUGUACCACCUCUCCUCCUACUUUUUGGCUCGAACUGCCGGCGACCUUCCCAUGGAGCUCGCCCUCCCCAUCGCCUUCGUUCUCAUAAUUUACUGGAUGGGUGGCCUCAAGCCACAUCCCGCAUCCUUCAUCCUCUCCCUCCUGAUCGUCCUCUUCAGCGUCCUCGUCUCCCAGAGCCUCGGCCUGGCCAUGGGUGCGCUCCUCAUGAAUGUUAAGCAGGCCACCACCCUUGCCUCCGUCACCACCUUGGUCUUCCUCAUCGCCGGCGGUUACUACGUCCAACAGAUACCCCCCUUCAUCGUCUGGCUCAAGUACUUGAGUUACAGCUUCUACUGCUACAAGCUCCUCAUCGGUGUGCAGUUCAGCGAGGAGGACUACUACGAGUGCUCGCCGGGAGUCCUGUGCCCGGUGGUGGAGUUCCCUGCAAUCAAGUCAGUGGGACUCAACCACAUGUGGGUGGACGUGUGCAUCAUGGCGCUCAUGCUCCUGGGCUACCGGCUGGUCGCUUACCUGGCUUUGCACCGCCUGCAGCACGGGUGAGGAAGAGGAAGUCGCCAUGGCCAACUCGCAUGCUCUCCACAUUGCCCUUUCAGCUACCAGACUCGAGAAAGAGAUACACCACAAGAUGAGCCAAUGAGCAAAGGUUCGUUUUCUUUUUUCCAACUGAUGAAUAACACUGAGCCAGAGGCCCUCAGUGAUGACGAAUAAAUCAAAUGUUUUGAGCUUC
Phoenix dactylifera (date palm) is the source of this 2292-nucleotide messenger RNA. Its product is annotated as ABC transporter G family member 14-like. Lineage: Eukaryota; Viridiplantae; Streptophyta; Magnoliopsida; Arecales; Arecaceae. The record is from RefSeq and is a predicted model, not a curated record. Gene Ontology annotation, cellular component: plasma membrane. Gene Ontology annotation, molecular function: ATP binding; ABC-type transporter activity; ATP hydrolysis activity. Gene Ontology annotation, biological process: transmembrane transport.